Ixodes scapularis (black-legged tick) is the source of this 6024-nucleotide messenger RNA. Its product is annotated as protein lin-54 homolog. NCBI's taxonomy places the organism in Eukaryota, Metazoa, Arthropoda, Arachnida, Ixodida, Ixodidae. The transcript has 13 exons. Gene Ontology annotation, cellular component: nucleus. The record is from RefSeq and is a predicted model, not a curated record. Gene Ontology annotation, biological process: regulation of DNA-templated transcription. The coding region runs from base 72 to 2966 and encodes 964 amino acids.
CGCGGAGCUGAAGGAAAUCCCGAUGCAUUAUGGGAUGGUAAUGGAGGGCGCGUGAUUUUGAAGCUUGCAGGAUGCUUUCACAAAAAUCAGGCACCGAACACGCCGCAACCCUUGGCGCAAACCCUGCGGAGGCCGAGUGCCCGGUCGGCACGCCUUCCGCCACCACGGCAGAAGCCCCGGCUACACCGACCGCCCUCGAGUCCGAGAAGCAACCGACCGUCGACACGCCGCCCGUGCAAGCCACCGUCACUGUCGUCGCCACCACUGCCCCGGCCACCACGGCGGCGACCAGUGCGCCGACCGUGGUGGCCGCGGUGACGUCUGCCAACCUGCCGGACAACUGUGACACGCGCAUCGUGCGCUUCAACAACCGUGACCUGGAGAAUCUGCGCAAGAUCCAGGACGAACUGAAUGUGCGCAAGGCAGGGGGUGCCUCCCCGCGAGCCCCCGGCAGCCCCAUCGUCAUCAAGGCAGAGCUGACUAAUCCCAACAAGGUCGUGACGGUAACGGCCGUGACAGCGGCGGCAGUGACUGUGGCAGCCUCGACAGUGGCGGCUGUGACUGUGGCAGCCUCGAAGGUGGCGACCGUGACUGUGGCAGCCUCGAAGGUGGCGACCGUGACUGUGGCGGCCUCAACAGUGGCGGCCUCGUCCUCGGCUACUGUGCAGACGACGGCGGGAGCUACUGCCAAAGUGCAGCCACAGGUGCUGGUGGUCCAGAAGCCCCUGCCGGCGUCCCCCAAUAACCUGGGAUCCCCCAAGCGGGCGGACAUUCGGGUCAUCCAUCCUCCGGGGUUGCCGGUUCGGCGCCAGCUGCAGCUGACGCCCACCAGCCUGGCCUCCGGGGUGGCGGCCGGCCCCGGCGGGCUGACCAAGGUGGUGAUCAACCCGGCCGGGGGCGGGCACCCCCAGAUCGUGGGGCCCGUGGGGGCCACCCUCCAGCUGGUGGGCACGGCCGUGGGGCAGGGGGCCGUGGCCGGGGCACAGCCCACCACCCUGUUGCUGUCCAGUCCCACCCGCGGCUCGGGUGGCGCCCUCAUGCGGGCAGGCCAGCAGCUGGUCAGGGUGGCUGCCCCCGGCAGCAUCGGCUCGGCCGCCAAGGGGAUGUAUGUGGUGUCCCCCAUGAAGCUGGGUGGCAAGGUGGCCAUGAUCCCCAUCUCGGUGGGCAAGUCCCCCCAGCGCAUUGCCCCGGCGCCCUCGGUAAGCGCCCUGAUCCCCAGUGGGGCCACCCUGGGCCCCACGGCCAGGCUGGUGUUUGCCACCGCCAGUGGGGCUACGGCGACCACCGCCACGGCCACCGCCACCACCCGUGCCACCGUUCCGCUCUCCUCCGUGGUCCCCGCCAAGAUGCUGGUGCGCCCCAUGACCGCCUCCAAGUUGGGCACCACCGCAACUGUGGUGCAGAGCUCCGGCGGCGCGACGCCCACGGUGACGGGUGCGGCCACCAUGGUGACGGUGACGAGGAGCUCGGGCACCGUGGUGCAGGUGCCCGGGAGCAAGUUCCACUACGUGCGCCUCGUCAGCGCACCCUCCGGCUCGAGCACCACUUCUUCCGGGACCACCAAAGUGCCCACGCUCAUCCCGCUGACCUCCACAAGGCCCUUCGUUGCCCCCGGACCAGUUACCAGCUCCGCGACGGGAGCCCUCAAUGCAAACCUGAGGCUGGCGGUUCCCAUCGCACCGGCCACUCCCUCGCAGACGCAGGCCGCCUCCGGGUCGGGCCCUUCGACCCAGCGGGUGCUGAUCCCGGCCUCGACGGUGGCCUCGGUGGGGUCCGUGCGGCCGGGAGCCUCCCUGAGCUCGGCCCAGCUGGGCACCCUGCCUGCCGGCACCCUCCUCUCCACGGGGGGCACCUCCGUGCAGAAUGCCUUCGUGGUGGUGCCCGCCCAGUACGUGGCGCAGUUCCAGCAGACGUCCCAGUCGGGAAUGACGAGCGGGGUGUCGAGUGUGUCGGCGGCCGGGGCGGGGCCGGGGUCCUCGCGGGUGCUGUUGCAGUCCUCUCCCGGCCUGCUGGGUUCCUCCGCGGUGGGGUCCCAAGGCGGGUUCGUGCCCAUCGCGGCCGCCGCCCCCACCACGGCCAGCGUGUCGGCCCAGGCCGGCCCCGACCAGAAGCCGCCGGACUCCCUGCACGUCCACAAGGCACAAGUCAACGGGACGUCUAGCGAGGACAACUCCAGGCCGCGGAAGCCCUGCAACUGCACCAAAUCUCAGUGCCUCAAGUUGUACUGCGACUGCUUUGCAAAUGGCGAGUUCUGCCACAGCUGCAACUGCAACAACUGCUUUAACAACCUGGAACAUGAAGAGGAGAGGCAGAAGGCUAUCUCGGCGUGCUUGGAGAGGAACCCCAACGCAUUCCGACCAAAGAUAGGCAAGGGCAAGGAAGGAGACCACGAACGUCGACACACCAAGGGCUGCAACUGCAAGCGCUCUGGCUGCCUGAAGAACUACUGCGAGUGUUACGAGGCAAAGAUCCUGUGCAGCAGCAUGUGCAAGUGCAUCGGCUGCAAGAACUUCGAGGACAGCUCCGAGCGCAAGACGCUCAUGCAGCUGGCCGACGCCGCGGAGGUGCGGGUGCAGCAGCAGGCGGCGGCCCGCACCAAGAUGUCGGCCUGCGACCUGCCCAUGCGGCCCCCCGCCGUCUCGGACACGGGCGAAAGGCUGCCCUUCGCCUUCAUCACGCAAGAGGUUGUGGAGGCGACCUGCCAGUGCCUGCUGGCCCGGGCGGAGGAAGGGGACCGUCUCAAGCUGGCCCUCCCCGACCUGGAGCGCUCGGUGCUGGAGGAGUUUGGCCGCUGCCUGCUCACCAUCAUCGACAGCGCCAACAAGACCAAAGGUAGGCCGCCCGACUGCCCCGACCGGGAGCCUGAGCAGACGCCGCCACCGCCACCCCCUCCCGCCGCCUCCUUUCCGCAAGACCGCUCCGCGGUGCGCAGGACCAAGACUGCAAGACGGAUGCUCGAUCUAUAGCUCUCUCUGUCUCUCUCUCUGUGUGUUUGUGUGUGUGUUCCCUCUCUCCACCCUCACCCGUCGUCCUUACGCUACUCCGUGUUCGCCGGGAAGGAAAAAACAAAAGAGAGAAGCAAGCUUUUGCCUGGCGGUGCCCCCUCGCAGUCCUGUGCGUGCGUCGGAAUUGGGAGGACGGGAGAAUGCGUCGCUUCUGGUGACCCAAAGCGUGUGCCACUAACUCGCAAUUGGGCUUGUGUGGUGUGGCCGCGAGGACGGCGCGUCUGCCGGUUUCAUGUUGCCAGAGUUCACGAUCGUUGUGUUUUAACCUCUUACAGGUUCAAGAAGGCGCCUCGAUUGACCGGGUGGGCCGUGUACAUACGCCUUUUUUUAAUGUCUUCUUAGUGGCAGUAUCGGCCCCGUAAAGAUGCAGCGCCGCCAUCUCGGUUUAAGUUAUUUUGCUAGUCAGAGCUCGCUCCUCCCUGCCUUCUCUCCGGCCCCCCGUUGUCGUCUGGUUUGUUUCUGCUUGUGUUCUCGAGGGGUCGACGUCCACUGGGGGCUUCACUUUUACUUUCUUAUCGAUUGACGGGCUUUUUAAUGUUGCGCUUGUUUUAGUGUGCUGCCAGUGUAUUUGUCUAUGCGGCACAUCUCUCUUGGAGCUGAUGUUGCGUCGUGUGAACGGCUUCGAAAGGAAGCACCCUUCCACGACGGAGCGCGUCGUGCGCUUGUAAUAAAAUGGGGCGUCUGUUCUAAGAGAGCCUCGGAAACCUUGUACAGUUUGUAAAUAAAUGUAGCAUGUCCUCGGCGUGUGUGUAGAUAUGUAAUAUACUGCGCCAUACUUUGCUCGGGGUGUUUGCGACACGCCGAGUCACAAAUCGAGCAUUGUGUACUUGAGGACGCGUGUAGAGCAGCUUUGAAGAGUUGGCGACGUUUCAUUGCAUGGGCAUCAUUUCUCUUUCCUCACAUUUUUUUUUUUUUUUUCCUGUUAUUUGGAGCAUUGGAAGAUUUUAUAGAUUAAUUGUGUCGACAUGACUCGCGCACCCGGAGAGGGUGCUCGAAGACGUAACCAUAGCCAAUCCGAGCUCGUUCUUUGGGACGAGUGGAGCUGGAUUCCGAUUUGUGUAGAGCUUGCUGAACAGGCCAGACGAGAUGGCAGACGUGGAAGCUCACGUUGCGUCGUCCGAAGUGCUACCUGAGGUCGCGCUGGUUCAGGCCAAUGUGUACAGCGAUGCAGAAUAUAAAUAGAGGGCUAAUCUCGGCGUGGUGCAAAACAAAAUAAGCCUUCUUUAUGUUUUGCGGUGAACAACAUAUCAUGCCUAACUUUCGUUUGUCAGACAGCGGAAGGGGGAAAUCGUUUGUGCAUUAGUUUCCAAUCUUUUUGUUUUCUAGCUCGUGUAUGCCAGGGUGCGAAUUCAGCUUUGUUUGUCACAUCAUUUAUAGUUCGAGAACUUCUUCUCGCACGUCGUUACUUUUAUAAUGACUCACCUUGAAGCUUCAUUAGUCGAGGAAACCUGCGAUGUCAAGAAUCUGUACUGGACUACCCAAUAAGAAUCCAUCAUUCAAACUUCCCAAACAUUUCACCUGUGGAAACCCUAACCUUUUGUCCGGACGUUUUGCAGUGGAAAUACAAAGCUGGGCCUGAAUUGCAGACUUUGUUUCAACUUGCUUAAAGAAAUGGUAAAGAUUUUUUUUUUCAUGUCAAAUAAAGUUGUAUUUAUAUGCUGACUUAACUUUAUGCCUUGGACUAGUGUAGCUUGCUUACAGAUCUACAUUCUUUCUUUGCUUCACCGAAAACGGCCGACAUGAUCUUGUAGUACAGUGUGCAGUGAUACCAUCUUCCAGCGUUGACAACUUAUACUGUGUUAAAAAAAUGCUGACCCAAAUGGAAUGAAGCUGGAUUUGUCCUGACGGUGAAUUGGCUAAGGGAAAAUUAAAUCCUGAAUUCACGGUGCUUAUCUCGAUUGGUUUUAUCCUGGCCAUCAAAACAAUUGCAAGCUUUUAAGUCUUGGCUGCCCGGCCAACUAGUACUGUAAUGUUCUGUAACGAUAGUUCUUUUUAUAAUGCAAAGUUAAACUUUGUGAUUAUUAUAUAAGAUUGGUUUUUUGUUACCGUAAAAUCUCGGUGGCAGCAGCGUCUUUAGGGUAGAACAUCUGUUGAGGGACAUUGCGAAAUUUCACUUAUUUCUUGUCAUUUGCCACAGAAGCUUUAGCUCAUGGAAAAAUCAUAUUUCGCAGACCCUAGACCAAAGAACCGGAAAGUAGUCGAGUUUGGAGGUCUAGACGUGAGCAGUUUUCGAAGCAGCAACUUUUCAAGAAGUGCUCGAAUAUUGUUUCACCGUCCCUUUGAUUUAGAACUUGGUGUUCCCUCCCCCAUUACGCCUGUUCCCAGAAGUUUUGUUGGGAACGGCACCAUGGGUGAAUGCAUUAGCUUUUAUGAACUCUUUCCAUUGCCUUACCUUUCUCACUCUUGUGUCAUAGUUGCAAUAAACAUUAAUAUUCUUUCAAUAUCCAGCUGCCAGCAUCACCUGCAAAUUCUGUUUCACUGUCGCCUUUGGGCGCUUUGUGCUGUACAUUGUUUCCCCGCCUGCAAUGGCAAUUGAAAUGGCAUUAUUUUGAGGGUUGAUGCCGUUUGGAUAGGUCUGCCUGUACUGCAAACAUAUUGGGCUGAUGUCAUUUUGACUUCUCAAACGGCCAAACAGGCCCUUUGGCCACGACAAAUCUUUGAAUUUCAAUAUUCAUCGGGUAAUGAGUGAAGUUUGAAUCAUCCCUCUAAUUUUACCGGAACAACGAUUUUUGUAGACCCGCACCGUGCUGUCUUGAAAUCCUCGUUCAAGGCUGAAGGCCCUGCUCUGUAAAGAUUUAUAUUUGUUUCCUCUUCCCUCUCGCAAUGUAAUUUGGAAUUGCCAUCACAUUUGUACGUAGAUCAAUGCAUUUUGUAUAAUUAGUGGAUGAAAUUGUUGUAUUAUUUUUUCUUGAAAGAAAUGAGCUGUUUUAUUUUGAAGAAUUGUGUAUAUUCAUCCCUUUAUUUAUUGCUCUGUACAAUCUACUAAAAUAAAGAUUACAAGAAAAUUUGCAUCCUCCUA